AUGUUUCAGUCGUCCCCGCCGUCGACAACGCAGACUCAGCAGCAGCAGCAGCAGCUGGACCCGGCGCCACUCCAAGAAGAACAUUGGGGGACUGUCCAAGUGUUGAGAAAAGGAUGGCGGUCAGGUUUUUUUUUUUUGGCCGUCAUCAUCUUCUUCUUCGUUGUCGUCAUCAACGCCCUCUUUGUCGGCAGUUGCAAGCUCGAGAUGUCAACCUCAUCCAUAAUUACCUUUUCUUUCUUUUUCUGCUUCCACAAUCGGUCUCCUGGUAGUUUCGUAUUUCCUUCCCGGUGGCUUUUCAACUUGCCUCCGCGUCGCAUUGAAAGUAACCCUGUUCUGCCACUUUUUUCCCGCUGCCACCACCGACUUGAAUCGAGUCUGCUCCCCCCCCCAAGCGACUAGCGAGUCGGAUCGAGCGACGCGACAGAGCCGGCGCGCGCAUGUGUGUCUCUCAAUUGUGGCGGCCCGCCCCUCCCCUUGGCCAGAUGGUGUCUCAUGAAUGGCUGAUGGGCGCGCCGCAGGCGUGGGCCGAGCCCAUGGUGAUGGGCGUCGCCGCGAGGACAAUUUUGUUGAACUGAAUGAUUUGAUGACUGAAUGAUUGAUUCACACAAGGGCCCGCAACGACUUUUUUCUUUCUUGCAUUGUGGGCGAGUACUACAGUUGGUACGUGCUGCUGCUGCUGCCAUCACGCGGCCGCUUUCAGGUUCGGUUCAUGUUGGCCUGUCGACGACGUCGACGUCAACGCCAUGCGCCGCCGCCCGCCGCACACUUUCGCGGUUGUGGGUUGUUUCCCGUCGGCUCUACUAACUAAGUUACUAUACAAUACUAGUAGUAUCUGUGACAGCGCACGUGCUAAUAAUUGGCCCUGCUUGCUUGCUCGAUUGCUUGCUUGCAAGGGCCAGUUAGCAAACAAAAGAAAACAAACAGGCGAAACAUGAGGGCAGGGGGGGGCAGGAGCAGGCAGAAGCGUGAGAGACCCUGUUUGUUGUGUUGACAACAUACCGCAUCCGGGAGUGCUCUCGAACCACCACCAAUGCGAAAUGCGGCAAGCCAGGGAUAUAGUACAUGCACAUACAACAGGUACGAAUACACAAUGUCCGAGGGGUCUUUUUGCGCCUUUUUUUUGUUGCUUUCUUGGGCGUGGCAGAGCAAGGGGAUGCGGCGGUGGAAAGUACAUGU
Molecule: messenger RNA, 1176 nt
Organism: Purpureocillium takamizusanense
Lineage: Eukaryota; Fungi; Ascomycota; Sordariomycetes; Hypocreales; Ophiocordycipitaceae
Exons: 1
Coding region: 1-399 (132 amino acids)
Source: RefSeq, a predicted model, not a curated record